UUCAAAGGCUCCACCAUUAAUUUGCUUUAGAAAUGGUCCUAGCAAACCUUGUAAAAGUUGUUUUGGGUACAAUAGCCUUUUCUGUGUUUUGGGUCCUUGAAGUUUUCCCUGCUGUUCCCUUUCUUCCUAUCGGUCGGACAGCUGGGUCCCUCUUAGGAGCCAUGCUAAUGGUUGUUUUUGGAGUUAUAACACCAGCCGAGGCGUAUUCAGCUAUUGAUCUCCCAAUCCUUGGUUUUCUCUUUGGAACAAUGGUACUUAGUAUAUAUCUCGAGAGGGCCGACAUGUUGAAAUACUUGGGGAAAUUGCUUUCUUGGAAGAGUAAAGGAGGUAGAGACCUUCUCCUUAGAAUUUGUUUGGUUUCUACUAUAUUCAGUGCCUUGUUCACCAAUGACACAUGCUGUGUAGUUUUAACUGAAUUUGUAUUGAAGAUAGCCCGACAAAAUAAUCUACCCCCUCAACCAUAUCUCCUUGCAUUGGCCUCUAGUGCAAAUAUUGGGUCAUCAACAACUGCCAUUGGGAACCCUCAAAACUUGGUCAUAGCGGUUCAGAGCAGCAUAUCUUUUGGUGAUUUCUUUAAAGGGAUAAUCCCUGCCAUGCUCAUUGGAAUUGUUGUUAAUAGCCUCAUUCUUUUGGUUAUGUUUUGGAAGAUUUUAUCAAUCGAAAUGGAUGAAGAAGGAACAAUUUCAGAAGUUAUAACUGAGGAAGAAGUGAAGUAUCAUCGAUUUUCACCAGCUACCGUGUCACAUAUAACAUCUUCAACUUCUCAAGAUUUUGAUAGGCUGUUGGAGGGUCCCUCUCUUAAUACUGAAUUGGGUAUGGCUGAAAAUUUGAGGGAUCAAAUGGGUGUUAGUGAUCCUGAGAGCAUGACUAGUAGAAUGAUUGCUAGUGAGACUGAUAAUAUAUACGAAAUUCGGAGUAUAGUUGAGUCUGAAACCAUGGAUCAAGUGGGGCGUAUUCAAAGAGAAGAUAAAGGUUUGUCAAAAAUGUCUUCUUGGCCCUCGAGUGUGAUUAAUGGCUUGAGAGAAAUGUGCUCAGAUUAUUCCACUUCUGAUGAGAUGGAAGGUUUUCGAGAUAGAAGGAAGAAGGUCAUUUGGAAGGCUUGUGUUUAUCUUGUGACGAUUGGGAUGCUCGUGGCAUUGGUAAUGGGUACGAACAUGUCAUGGACUGCUAUCAGUGCUGCUGUAGUCCUUGUGGUUAUUGAUUUCAAAGAUGCUCGACCAUAUCUUGAGAAGGUUUCCUAUUCCCUUUUGGUGUUCUUUUGUGGCAUGUUCAUCACUGUUGAUGGGCUUGAAAAUACUGGAAUUCCCGGUGCUUUUUGGGAUGUCAUGGAGCCUCACUCAAGGAUAGAUAGCAUUGGUGGGGUCGCAGUUCUCACUGUAGUAAUUGUUUUGCUCUCGAACUUCAUUUCGAAUGUUCCCACAGUUCUCCUUCUCGGUUCUCGUGUGGCUGCAUCGGCGGCCUCAAUCUCUGGUGGGAGCGAAACACGCUCAUGGCUCAUCCUAGCGUGGGUGAGCACAGUGGCGGGGAACCUCACAUUGCUCGGAUCUGCCUCCAACUUGAUCGUCUGUGAGCAAGCUAGGCGCCCUCAGCUGUUUGGCUACACCCUCUCCUUUUGGAGCCACUUAAGAUUUGGGCUUCCCUCUACAAUUAUAGUUAUUGCUAUAGGGUUGCCUCUCAUAAAGGGGUGA
Messenger RNA from Amborella trichopoda, 1688 nucleotides. Its product is annotated as silicon efflux transporter LSI2. Gene Ontology annotation, biological process: transmembrane transport. Lineage: Eukaryota; Viridiplantae; Streptophyta; Magnoliopsida; Amborellales; Amborellaceae. The record is from RefSeq and is a predicted model, not a curated record. Gene Ontology annotation, cellular component: membrane.